Messenger RNA from Prunus avium (sweet cherry), 1866 nucleotides. It is a transcript of the gene PUT4, whose product is annotated as Amino acid permease family protein. NCBI's taxonomy places the organism in Eukaryota, Viridiplantae, Streptophyta, Magnoliopsida, Rosales, Rosaceae. Gene Ontology annotation, molecular function: transmembrane transporter activity. Gene Ontology annotation, biological process: transmembrane transport. The record is from RefSeq and is a predicted model, not a curated record. Gene Ontology annotation, cellular component: membrane.
UUCAGUAUUAAACUCCUAUCUUUAUUUCUGAGCCAGAAAAUAAACUCCGAUCUUUAUUUGAAUGGAAUGACCCAAACACAUUCCGAAUACAACUCUACCUUCUUAACUUAACCAAGCCAAUUUUUUUCUUGUUUGAUCGGAAAAAUCAGCACACAUGGCUCUCCAACACCAGCAAGAGCAACCCACUAUGCCAUCUUCUCCAAAACCACCAAUCCUUGAGGAUCAGGUUCUUCCCCUCACCACCACAACAACCACCAUCUCCUCCACCACCACCACACACAGAAAGAAGCUCACUCUCAUCCCUCUCAUCUUCCUCAUCUACUUUGAAGUUGCCGGUGGCCCUUAUGGAGAAGAGCCUGCAGUGCAAGCCGCUGGACCCCUUUUCGCCAUUCUAGGGUUCCUCAUCUUUCCUUUCAUCUGGAGUGUCCCUGAAGCUCUCAUCACUGCUGAGCUCUCCACAACCUUCCCCGGCAAUGGCGGUUUUGUCAUCUGGGCUGAGAGAGCUUUUGGUCCCUUCUGGGGCUCUUUGAUGGGUACCUGGAAGUUCCUUAGUGGUGUCAUCAACAUAGCUGCCUUCCCAGUUCUUUGCGUGGACUAUAUGGACAAGAUAAUACCGGCUUUUGGUUCGGGAUGGCCUCGGUACCUUGCCAUCUCUGUUUCAACUCUGUUUCUUUCGUUUAUAAACUAUACUGGUUUGACUAUUGUGGGUUAUGCUGCUGUGUUACUUGCUAUUGCUUCACUCUCUCCAUUUAUAUUGAUGUGUUUGAUUGCCAUUCCAAAGAUUCAUCCUCAUAGGUGGCUCAGUUUGGGCCAAAAGGGUGUGAAGAAAGAUUGGAACUUGUUCUUUAACACCCUCUUUUGGAACUUGAACUUUUGGGACAAUGUUAGUACUUUAGCCGGAGAAGUAGAGAACCCCCAGAAAACUUUUCCGGUGGCUCUUUUCGUUGCGGUGAUUUUCACUUGCUUGGCAUACUUGUUCCCACUUUUUGCUGUGAUUGGUUCAGUCUCUGUGGAUCAAACUAGGUGGGGAUCCGGAUUUCAUGCUGAGGCUGCUGAAAUAAUUGCUGGAAAAUGGUUGAAAUAUUGGAUUUUAGUUGGUGCAGCGUUAUCAGGAAUUGGUCUUUUCGAAGCCCAAUUAAGCAGCAGUGCUUACCAAGUUCUUGGCAUGGCAGAUUUAGGCUUCUUGCCUAAGUUUUUCGCGGUUCGGUCAAAAAGGUUUAAUACCCCAUGGGUCGGAAUUCUGAUUUCCACCAUGAUCACUCUUGCAGUCUCCUACAUGACCUUCACAGAUAUAAUAUCAUCUGCAAAUUUCUUGUAUAGUUUGGGCAUGCUAUUGGAAUUUGCAUCCUUUAUUUGGUUAAGAAGGAAGUUGCCGGCAUUGAAGAGGCCCUAUCGAGUUCCAAUGAAGCUGCCAGGUUUGGUGGUCAUGUGCUUGAUUCCAUCUGUGUUUUUGAUCUUUGUGAUGGCUAUUGCUACCAAGACUGUGUAUUUAAUUAGUGGUGUGAUGACUUUGGGUGGCAUUGGAUGGUAUUUUUUGAUGAAAUUUUGCAAGUCUAAGAAGUUGUUCAAGUUCAGUGUUAUUGAAAUUGAAGAAGGCCGACAAUGACAAAUUGUUUGGUUAGUUUGUGAAAUAUAUCUAGUGUCAUUGUAUUCGAAAAGCUGAAUCCAUUUUUUGGUGAAUUUUGCGUAGUGGUUCUUGGUGCUGUGCUGGUUUGAGAAUGCAUGGUUGAAUUUCUAAGUUGAGACUCGCUUGAUCAGCGCAGAAUUUGUUUGAGUACAGACAGUUCAAUGCUAAUGAAAUUUAAGAAGAAUGUUGAAUGACAUGAACAGAGGAUGGCUAACUAUCGAUGCCGCAGUUCACACACA